AGCGCCCACCUCUAACCUCUUAUUAUACCCGGCAGAUCAAGUUCAUGGAACAGUUUGGCUACGUCCAAAAGAGUGACAAUGUUUCCGGAGCGCUCUACACGGAACAGUCUCUCGAGGAAUAUAUCAUGAAACUGCAGAAGUUCGGCAACAUUCCCCAAACUGGAGUUGUCGAUAAUGCCACUUUGGAGCUGAUAGCCACCCCUCGCUGCGGCCGCCCUGAUCUAGAGACCAGCGUCCCGAAGGACUCCGAGGACCACAGGGAACCCCAUGAACACAUCCGGCGCAAGCGAUACAUUGUAGGGGGACUUGGCUGGGAGAAGAGACGAUUAACUUACCACUUGGCCAACUGGUCUCCACAGCUAAAGUCGAAGGAGAAUGUGCAGAAGGAGUUACGGAAGGCCUUCGACGCCUGGAGUGUCUACUCCCAUCUACAGUUCUCAGAGGUCGACACGGGUGACGCCGACAUUAUCAUCUACUUCGCCAGUUACGAUCACUAUGAUGGGUAAGGCGAGCUCUGUACUCA
This is a messenger RNA of Procambarus clarkii (red swamp crayfish), 523 nucleotides long. The record is from RefSeq and is a predicted model, not a curated record. NCBI's taxonomy places the organism in Eukaryota, Metazoa, Arthropoda, Malacostraca, Decapoda, Cambaridae.